UUCUUAAGUGUCACCACGUCAACACCUGGCCAUGGCUAGAAGACGCAUUCUUCUUACAGGCGUCGAUAGUCUCAUCGGAGGACGAACACUGAACCAGUUACUGGCCUACGAUGUCUCUGUCCGGGCUGUCGUUAGCUCACAAGACCAAGGCCAGGUCCACCUCCUGAGGCAGCAGUAUCCAGCGACCCGCUAUCCGUGGCUAGAGAUCGCCAUGGUACCUCGAAGCAGGCUCUCCACGCCCGGUGCUUUCGACGAUGCGCUCCGAGACCAUCCAGAGCCUUUCGAUACGAUUAUCCAUGUUGCCGCAGAUCAUUCCGAAGAGGCCAACUGCCUCGCCCGCUUCGUGAAUCUCCAGUCCGAAUACAUACUCAACCUCUUCAGAUCCAUCACUCGGUUGAACGCGAGGGUACAUAGAGUUGUCGUUGUAACUUCGCUCUCAUCUUUCGCACGAUGGUUGGUUCAGCCGGAUCCAAGUCCUUACAACCGAUCACAUCGAAGUUCAGAGGUCGACCCAGAGUAUAUUCUUGCAACUAGCCAAGCGAGUGAUAACAUUGUUUACGCAGCGAUCAAGAACUGGAUGCACGUGGCUCGUACGCGAUUCGAACUUGCUUACGUCGCUGCGCCUAGUGUGUAUGGACCGAAUAUGCGAGCUUUAGGAAAUUCAUCGGAUAUCCAAGAGGCAAAUCGAAGGAUAUGGAACAUCUGCAGCAGCGACUCGCACGAGCGUGUGAGAUCACCACCCUAUGGUAUCGACUACUAUGUUGAUGUCAGAGUGAGUCGAAUCUGCCUGGCCGGAGUGUUGACUUCGAUUUUCAGCGCUCAUAUUAUGCUAGGAUCUUGCAAUUGCAGGUGUUCAGGCAGCUUUUGCUCCACAAGCUGGCAAUAGACGGUUCAUGAUAACUGCUGGUAUAAUGCCGACUGGCGAUACGAUCGCUCAACUUUUGGUCAGCCGCUUCCCAGAACUUGUGGG
Molecule: messenger RNA, 970 nt
Organism: Paraphaeosphaeria sporulosa
Lineage: Eukaryota; Fungi; Ascomycota; Dothideomycetes; Pleosporales; Didymosphaeriaceae
Exons: 1
Coding region: 32-886 (284 amino acids)
Source: RefSeq, a predicted model, not a curated record